CUGGUACUUUUUGCACAAUGUAAAAAUCAUAUCGCUCUCUAUGGAAGAAUUUAGUGACAGUUAACAGUUGAAGAAAACAAAAACAAACGACGAUGGUUUGCGAAAAAUGUGAGAAGAAACUUGGAAAAGUAAUAACACCAGACCCAUGGAAAACAGGAGCCAGAAAUAUAACUGAAGGUGGAGGAAGAAAGAUUGGUGAAAACAAAGCUCUAACAGCUAAGAAAAAUAGAUUUGCUCCAUAUGAAGGAUUUGCAAAGUGUAAAAUAUGUAGAUCUUCAGUUCAUCAGAAAGGAUCUCAUUAUUGCCAAGGAUGUGCCUACAAAAAAGGUAUUUGUGCAAUGUGUGGGAAAAAGAUAAUAGAGACAAAGAACUACAGACAGACAUCAGUAUGAUUGGUGAUAAUUACAAUGUUUGGUGAUAAUUACAAUGUGUGGUGACAAUUACAAUGUGUGGUGAUGAUUACAAAUUGUAUUUAGAUCUAUGACAUUUUUAUUUGAGCUUGAAAGCACAAAGAAACAACAAAUAUUUGUACCACAUAUGUGUAAAUUAUUGUUAAAAAAUGAUGUGGUUUGGAUUAAAGUCAUCUUGGUUUAACAUCAGGGACCUUUUUCAAUGACAUUCUUUAAAGGCCAUCAAUAAUUUGGACAUUAAGAUUACUCAAAGGAUGAAAAAGAGACAAAUUCAGUUCAAUAUUCUGAAUUAAAUGAAAUUUUUACUAUAAAAAGCUUCAAUCACCUGUUAUUUUUUAGAGAGUUUACCGGUAACUAUAGAAAGUUUUAUUUCAUGGAAAGGGUUCAAAAAUCCAGCUUCAAAUGUAUGUUUAUAUUUUUUUUAUGUGAGAUUUCAUGGCACCAUUGAAAUAAUUACAAAUUGUAUUUUAAAUGAUAAUUUAUACAUGUUGUUUAACUUUGUGGAAAAGAUGAAAAAGAUAUUUAUUUUCAUUAUCAUGUACUUAUUUAAAGGAAAAGAUAUUGUUUACAAUUCUUUGUAUAUGUUAAUAAAAUUUUAUGUAUGAACAUGAAAGAGUGUAUUUGCAUAAUUUACAUUUAAUAAGUUGUUUGUCAUUGAUGGUCAGUAUGAUUGUUUAUCAAAGUAGAUAGGCAUGUAUAUUUAUAACGAUAUACAUUAAAAUUUAAAACUUCCAAUUGAAAUAUAAGUCUUUGUAUUUUAUUUCAAGAUAUUAGGGGUUCUGAAUUUUAUUACAAGGGAAGAAAUUCUUUGACAUUCAUAUUUUAAGGAGACUUCUCAGACUAAUCACGCUAAAAAAAAAAAAAAAAAGAAACUGGGGGUACUGACAAUGUUCUUCCUUUCUUGAUGUUUAAAAAAAUAGUGUAAAAACUUGUAGAUUUGUAUUAACAUUCAGUUUAAUUAUUUUUAUGGAAACUGGAAAAGCCAUUUUCCCUGUGCAGAAAUAUAACAGAUUUUGUUUAUUUAUCAUUUAUAAUUUAAACUUUUGUGUAUUGCUAUAUCAUGUCUUCGAGAUUUGAUAGGAAAAUGUAAGCUUUUGUAUUUUCAAGAAUUUGUUAAUUCUUAUUCUUUUUUUAUUAUUUGUAAAUAAAAAAAAAAUAUGUGAUAGUGACUAAUUAAUAAAUUAAAAUAUCCACAGUAGUUGCUACUUGCUCAGUUAAAUAAUAGUAUCAACUAUCAACCUUCAUUAUAAAAUUCAAAAUGUGUUAAAAAGGGUUUGAAAUUUACAGUUGUAUACAUAAUUCAUAAAAAAAUAAAAGGAAGGUAUCAAGAUUUGUGUGUACAUUUUAUUUUUGAACAUAUUAAGAUAUCAUUUGGAAUUUCUUUUUUAAAAUAUUAAAUAUUAUGCUGUUAUUAAAUACAUAUAUGUUGACUAUGAAUUUUAUAAUAAAAUAUUUAGCUAAU
Mytilus californianus (California mussel) is the source of this 1872-nucleotide messenger RNA. Its product is annotated as cysteine-rich PDZ-binding protein-like. Gene Ontology annotation, molecular function: PDZ domain binding; microtubule binding. Bases 93 to 392 code for a protein of 99 amino acids. Gene Ontology annotation, biological process: cytoplasmic microtubule organization. The record is from RefSeq and is a predicted model, not a curated record. Gene Ontology annotation, cellular component: dendrite. NCBI's taxonomy places the organism in Eukaryota, Metazoa, Mollusca, Bivalvia, Mytilida, Mytilidae. The transcript is spliced from 6 exons.